UGCACACGCAGACAUGUUGGCCUUGAUGCUGGCCGGUGCUCUUUUCUUCUCGGGAAUUUUCCUGCUGUCCAGUCACGUUCUGAAGAACAAGAUGGGAUGGAACCGGGCCGACGCCGACAUCGUGUCAGCACGUGCUGUGUCGUCCUUCCAAGCCGUGAUGGCGUCGGCAGCGGGAUGUGUCAUCGCCGCUGCCUGCCGCGGGGACGUCGUUGAAGACAGGCACUGGUUGGCGGAAGCGUAUGUUGCGUUCGCCACACCAUACUUUUUGUACGACGUGUACGCCAUGUUCCUGUGCGACCGGCAUAAGCGCGAGGUCAAAGGUCACCGGGACGCCACCUGGGCGGCUGCAAUGGGCUUCCUGCGGCGAGAGACUUUGAUGGUGUUCCAUCACGUCUUUGUCGUCGUCUUCUGCUCGCCAGCGUCACUGGUGUGGAGGCGUGGCAAAGGCGACUUUUUCCAGGGCCUUUUGUUUCUUGCCGAGCUCAGCACGCCGUUUGUGUGUCUUGCUAAAGUCCUCAUACAGUUGAAGCGCACGGACACGCUGGUGUUCAAAGUCAACGGCGUGGCGGCGCUCGUGGCCUUCUUCGGCUGCCGCGUGGUGCUCUUCCCGUCUAUGUACCUCAUCUACAGCAGGUACGCGCAGGUGCCCUUUUACCGGGCGGUCCUUGGGGCCCCGUGGCCAUGCAGCGUGGGGGCGUGUGUGCUGUGGCCCCUCCAGAUCUUUUGGUUCUCGCUCAUGUGUGGCCACGCCCGCCGCAGCCUCACGGGAAGUCGCGCGACACCAUCCGGAUAAUGCACUUCCCGCACGAGAAGAAAACUCUUUUUUUUCAUGACUUCCUGACCGGAGAUGAAGGUGGCCUUUACAUUUAGAUCGUCAUCCAGCAACACGAAGUCUGUAAAAAAAAACAAAAACCAAAAGGGACAAAGCUAAGUGUAAUCCAGAUUUCUUGACAGAGCAGCGAUCCAAAGUCUAGACACCCGUGAGCUAAUGUUAGGUGAACAACAAAUGAAUCGCUGAUUAUUUUUGCCUCGAGGUGACGAAUCAUCUCAAAUACAGUGGGGCAAAUAAAUAUUCAGUCAACCACUAAUUGUGCAAGUUCUCCCACUUGAAAAUAUUAGAGAGGCCUGUAAUUGUCACCAUGGGUAAACCUCACCCAUGAGAGACAGAAUGUGGGGGAAAAAAACCCAAAGUAUUUUGUCAAUACCAAAAGUUCAUCUCAAUACUUUGUUAUGUACCCUUUGUUGGCAAUAACAGAGGCCAGACAUUUCCUGUAAUUCUUCACAAGCUUUUCACACACUGUUGCUGGUAUUUUGGCCCAUUCUUCCAUGUAGAUCUCCUCUGGAGCAGUGAUGUUUUGGGGCUGUCGUUGGGCAACACGGACUUUGCUCCUGGUGCUGCGUCACCAGUAGGUAGAUGACGAUGUAGUGUAAAGCGCUUUGAGUGCCUUAAGGUGGAAAAGCGCUAUACAAGUAUAACACCAUUUACCAUUUCAACUCCCUCCACAGAUUUUCUAUGGUGUUUAGAUCUGGAGACUGGCCAGGACACUCCAGGACCUUGAAAUGCUUCUUACGAAGCCACUCCUUUGUUGCCCUGGCUGUGUGUUUGGGAUCAUUAUCAUGCUGAAAGACCCAGCCACGUCUCAUCUUCAGUGCCCUUGCUGAUGAAAGGAGAUUUUCACUCAAAAUCUCUCGAUAAAUGGCCCCAUUCAUUCUUUCCUUUAAACAGAUCAGUCGUCCUGGUCCCUUUGCAGAAAAACAGCCCCAAAGCAUGAUGUUUCCACCCCCAUGCUUCACAGUGGGUAUGGUGUUCUUUGGAUGCAAUUCAGUAGUCUUUCUCCUUCAAACACGAGAACCUGUGUUUCUACCAAAAAGUUCUAUUUUGGUUUCAUCCUACCAUAACACAUUCUCCCAGUCCUCUUCUGGAUCAUCCAAAUGCUCUCUAGCGAACCGCAGACAGGCCUGGAUGUGUACUGGCUUCAGAAGGGGGACACGUAUGGCAGUGCAGAAUUUGAGUCCCUGGCGGCGCAUUGUGUUACUGAUAGUAGCCUAUGAUACUGUGGUACCAGCACUCUGUAGGUCAUUCACAAGGUCCCCGCGUGUGGUUCUGGGAUUUUUGCUCACCGUCCUUGUUAUCAUUUUGACGCCACGGGGUAAGGUCUUGCAUGGAGCUCCAGAUCGAGUGAGAUUAUCAGUGGUCUUGUAUGUCUUCCAUUUUCUAAUUAUUGCUCCCACAGUUGAUUUCUUUACACCAAGCGUUUUACCUAUUGCAGAUUCAGUCUUCCAAGCCUGGUGCAGGUCUACAAUUUUGUCUCUGGUGUCCUUCGACAGCUCUUUGGUCUUGGCCAUAGUGGAGUUUGGAGUGUGACUGACUGAGAUUGUGGACAGGUGUCUUUUAUACCGAUAAUGAGUUAAAAUAGGUGCCACUAAUACAGGUAACGAGUGGAGCCUCGUUAGACCUCGUUAGAAGAAGUUAGACCUCUUUGACAGCCAGAUAUCUUGCUUAUUUGCAGGUGACCAGAUACUUAUAUUCCACUGUAAUUUGGAAAUAAAUUCUUUAAAAAUCAAACAAUGUGAUUUUGUUUUUUUCCCACAUUCUGUCUCUCAUGGUUGAGGUUGACCCAUGUUGACAAUUACAGGCCUCUCUUAUCUUUUCAAGUAGGAGAACUUGCACAAUUGGUGGUUGACUAAAUACUUAUUUGCUCCGCUGUAGUUUAUUGGAUUGCAAUCACAAUUCAAAAGUGAAUUCUUUCUACAAACAGUAGGUUUUAAAAUUGGUCACGGUAACGCCCACUAAUAUGGGGAGCGCCGAAGAGGCAGGCAAGCUCGUUUUGAAUUGGCAACUUCCUGGUUCUAAACUAAGCCGCAUCAAACAUACAAUAUAUGUAUAAUGCAAUACGUAGAUCUAUACAUGUGCAUUUGCUGUGGCUUGAGUACAGUACUUUUGAACAGUAGGAAAGUUGAUGUUUUACCUUUGUGUGUGCGAAGUAAGUGGAAAUAUGUUGACGUGACAUUAGGGUCAAUGUGAAAACAGUGCAUUUAAGCAGAUUUGGUUCAUCUACCAGUCACUGUUUUAAAACUUGUAAGUAGAGUGGAGAUGAUAUCGGAUAAUAUCGACAUCGGCAAUAUGAAUGUUGCUUUCAAUGUGAAUGUAGAAGCCAUUUGCCUCUGUACAACGGCUGGUCACAGCUUAGCACAGCAGUUAUGCUUAUUGACAAUUCAGAUGUCUGCUAAACUAAGAUGCUUGUGAUUUGUUAUGUGAGCAGAUAAUUUGCAUUCGUGGUGCAAAAAUUAAAUGAUAGAAAAAUAAUGAAUUAGAAAACUCAUGAAUCAACCAUAAUAUGUUAAAGGCUAAGUUCAGAAUUUUUGACAUUAGGCUAAAUUUUCGAGUUAGCGGGGAUUUAAUUAGUCAGGAGAGUUGGUUUCAACAAAUUCCGUGCAGUUUGUUAGUUAGUUGCAGGGCUCCGGAGUGGCUAAGCUAGCGCGAGUCAAUGGUGCUUGCUAGCAAGCCAAUAAAAAACAACAUAUGCACAAUUGAGAAUCACUGAUGACCCAUGCAAUCAAUAGUGUUGGCUUUGUUUUCAGGAUGAAGUUAUUGGAACUUAACCUUGCAUGUCAAUAAUUGUAGUUUGAACAGCAACAUUUGUAAUCCAGCAGCUCUGCAGGGAACAGGCUGUCUAGGCAAGUAGGGCGGAGUGACGUCACAUUGUUUUAAAAAAAAUUUUUUUAGUGGUCACGAAAGGGACUUCCCAUCCACCAUAAAUAAAUCACCCUGAUGGACUAUAUUGUUUACUCUUAGACCCCGACAUGGUUUUGUUUGGACAGUUAGAUCUGGUAAUAUCAUUUUUUUAUUGGCAUGCUAGGAAGCACUUUUGACUCGCUUUAGCUUAGCUACUCAGAAGCCCUGCAUCUAGCAAACAACUAACAAACAGCAUGGAAUUUGUUGAGACCGACUUGAACUAAUUAAACCCACCGCUAACUCGAAAAUUAAGCCUAUUGUCAAAAAUUCUGAACUUCUUCAAGUCCACAACUGCAUAUAUGAGAAUUGUUUUGAUAUCGGUAACGGAGUUUGGAGUUAGACAGUAUCAGGAUAUCGGUUAAAAAGUCAGUAUCAGACAACUCUACUUGUAAGCCCUAUUGGCAAAGCAAAGGAUUCCAAAUGGACCUGCGUCCGCUCCAAAGUCAAGCGUUCCUUUGCGCUGGCUGAUUCCCAGUAGUUGCGCGGGGUGCAGCGACGCCGCUUCCAGAGCUGCUUCUAUGCUGCAGGCUACACAAAAGGAAAAUUCAUCACCUUCUAUCCUCACCGCAUCCCCGGUAGGUGCCAACUCACCCGUGGCGUGUCUGAAGUGCCGGACGCACAUGUCCAUGCUGGCGAUGCUGCCGCUUAGCGUCUGUGUGCCUUCCGUGGAGAGUGAAGAUGAUCAUAGCCACACAUCAGGCGAGAUGUGUUCAUCCAAGAUUGAAAAAUGUGAGUUCUUACCUGCUACAAAAACUUGCAGGCCGCAGAUCUCAACUUCUUGUUGGCCAAGUGUGUGUCGUCCCGGGGGAAGGCCCAUGGCCGCAAUGGCGUCUGUCACCAGUACUAAACCUAAAGACCGCCGGCGACACAUCAAUCAUUUUCUUCCCUCCCAAUUCAAAUGGACUGGAUGUUUAUCAGUGUCUAUGGCAGCCAAUGAGUUAAAGUGCAUGUGACACGAAAAAGCAUGUUUAUUUCAUAAUACACGCGGUAUUUUAUGCUCUGGAUGUGUGUGGAAGCGAUCGCUAUAUUUAUUUAGUUUUUUGAAUCCCGCGCCAUGAAAAUGAGUGACUUCCGGCUUCGGUCUUGCAUUGAGGAGGAGGGCGCUGUGACGUGUACGGAAGAAGGACUCCUCUUCACUAUACAGCCUACUGUUGUGUAUGGGACUAAGGAUUCAGUUGAUUUUUCGGAAUAAUACGCUUAUUUUUCGCAUCACGCCAUUCAAACGGCUGCAGAAAAAUCUUGCUGUAUGAGGGAGAGGCAUGAGCGCCUUUUUGGAGUUUCAAAAGAUUCACAUUCACCAUGGAUAUUGGCCAAAACAAGCCCUACUACUGUGGGACCAUUGGACUUACGAGGAAGUGAGUAAACAUCUUGUUUUGUAUUAUGUCAAAUACGAAUACAGCGAUUACAAAGUAAACACUACAAACUUUCUUUAAAUAAAGGACUACUUACGUUUGAUCAUUGAUAGACAUGUAAAAAGCUCUCCUCAUGCACAUUAGCUGCACAACAACUGCAGCCGCCCUUCUCCGGGGAACGAGCUGUAAAUUGCUGUCCGCCGGGCGGUUUGCAGAACCGCGAAGACAAUCGACAACCCAGUCGUCAUGUCAAAUAAUCCGGGUUAGUUAUGUGUGAUUUUCCGCUUCGAAGACUUUGAAAGAUCACUCGGUUCGGGCUAGCAUGUCGGCUAGCUGUCAUGCCUCUUGGUUUGUUUACAUUCUCCGAAGCCGGGGAAGGGAAAUGACUUAUGUCCGAUUCAGGUGUCAUAAAAUAUCGUUCGGGAGGUGCGACAAUAAAGGUGAAGUUGACAGUUUUGACCAUUAUGGAGUAAUGUUGCCAUGUCGUCCUGAAUAAGUGCAUUUUUAUUAUUUCAUAUUCCAUUUAGCAUAAGACUAUUAUUUGUCAUGACCAUGCCAUUUAUUUUGCAGUUGGGGAAAAUACUUGGAUAAAAAGAAUAUCCUGUAAAAAUAUUGAAGUAAAGAGACAGAAACAAUGACAUUUUGCAGAUCUCUUCGUCGCGUUUUCCUCAUUGUGAAUAGUUCCCCCUCGACGGGCUGACUGGUCCUUUUCAAGCCAUUUAUUUAGCUAUUGGGGAAAAAUACUUGGAUAAAAAUAAUAUCCUGUAAAAGUAUUGGAGUAGAGAGACUGAAACAAUGACAUUUUGCGGCUCUCUUCGUCGCGUUUUCCUCGUUCUGAAUAAUUCCCCCUCAAUGGGCUGUAUAGUAAAACCGAUGAGCCCAGUCUCCCGCUGACGUCAUCCACCUGUUGGGGACGCUUGAGCCCUAUAAUGGUAGGCGUGGCUAACCGGCAGAUUAAAAGACUAAUUUCUCGUCAUCUGCGCGUUGCUAAUUUGUUGUAUAUAGUCGAAUCGUCUCAAAAUAUGAUUGUAAUUCACAUAAUAAUGCUAUUUAAGACUUUUUUUCUCCUGUCGUAUGCUCUUUAAGCCUUUACAGGGCAAGUGACUGAUAAUUUAAAAAACUUAAUUUUAAUAUUUUUAUGGUAAUCUUUGUAAAAUUAUUAUUCUAUGUACACAUUUAUAAAAAAAUUUAUUUUGAUGGGAAUUUUUCAUUUUUUAAAGGGUAUGAAAACGCAAAGGGGAUGUGAGACAUCAAUAGAACCGUUAUGUGCCAAGAUAACAAAUAUUGAUAAAGUUAACAAAAAAAUCAAUCACAUUAAUGAGCAAUUAUCGAAAAUAGAUCGAAAAUGACGAACAUUUCCGAAAGUGUUCCGGAAACAGCUGAAUGGGGCGGAGACGUCAUAACAAGGAAACAAAAGGUCGAGGCAGGUGCCAUCGUUGUUUAUCGACGAGAGAGUUGCGUUCGUGUUUUAUCAAAAAAAUCGCUAAAAUGGUUCAAACCUGUCAUGCUAUGUGGUGUACAAAUAGCCAUUUGUCGCAAUGUAGUACCCAAGAGUUCCCGAACGCGAGAAAAAGAGCUGGACUACGCAGACAAUGAGUAAAGUUCGUCAGUGCUAAGAGGGCUGAUUUUGCAGACCCAGCCUCCGGCACGGUUUUGUAUGGUGCGCAUUUUAUACCUGAAAGCUAUACGAACUAUGGGCAAAUGAAAUCAGGGUUUGAUAAGAAAUUGCUGCUGAAAGCAGAUGCAGUGCCCGGUGAGAGAGGACGAUGACUGGCUCUGAUGAGACCACCUCACCACCCCAGGCAAAGCAAAGGAGGGAAAUGGCCAGAGUGAGUACUCUUUUAUAAUAAAAAACAUAUCACGCAUUGGAUAUAGGACUGGACACAUGUAUAAAUUAUCACUCGUAAAAUAUAUAGAACAAAUCCUCUAAUCCCAUUCAUAUUUGUGUCGGUUGGCAGAGCGAAACCGAUGAUAGCAUAUUAAAUGAUAAUUAUUCUAUACGUUACUUUAUUUUGCGAUCACGGUAUAUCAGCUUCACAAAAAGAAAUGCAAAACAAACCAUUCGGUGAUUUUGUUGCCGCCGGUGUUUCAUCAGUGUGAUUGCUCCCCUCAAUGAUCCUUUCAUUAAACUGCAUUGGCUUUCGUUUGGGCUCAAACUGAUAACCCAAAACACCAAAGAAAGGUUCAUAACUCUCCUCGUCACCAUUAGAAGAAUGUUCGUUACGUCGGAUUCGUCGCUGCAAAUAGAAACAAAAUUGUCCGCCAUCAUCGCUACCAUUCAGUACUAAGCACUGAGCUGGUUGUUUCCCUAUAGUGACGUCACGCACACAAUAUGCUAGAUUUCCGGCAUCUCGGAGGCGGGUCCUUUUAGCUUGACAAUCGACCUAAUUUCUAUCAUUUUCUUGGUGUUGCGAUGUGUGUAAUUACACGAAGUGGCAUGAUAUGAAUUCAAAAGGCAUGCGUUGAUGGAUAAAUGAUGGAAUAUUAGCAUUUCCCCAGGUGUUGUCAUACCCUUUAACCUUUUCAUGCACGAAUUCUGAUUUCUUAAAAAUGUUUAUUACAUUCAUAAAGGACAAUAGUCUUAAACUUGCAGCCCAGAGGUCAAUUGUGGCCCACGGGGCAAUGUUUCAUGGCCCCCAUUUGACAUCCAAUGGCAGUAUUAGUGUUGCCCGCACAUAUUUUGAAAUGGACAAUAAAAAACUAUAAUAUAAUUUGAGAUAAAAUAAUUUAAUUAAUUGAAGGAUCCAUUUUUGAGAAAAAAAAAAAUAGUAAAACAUAAAAUCGAAUAA
Corythoichthys intestinalis (scribbled pipefish) is the source of this 7877-nucleotide messenger RNA. Its product is annotated as ceramide synthase-like. The record is from RefSeq and is a predicted model, not a curated record. Gene Ontology annotation, molecular function: sphingosine N-acyltransferase activity. The transcript is spliced from 7 exons. The coding region runs from base 14 to 793 and encodes 259 amino acids. NCBI's taxonomy places the organism in Eukaryota, Metazoa, Chordata, Actinopteri, Syngnathiformes, Syngnathidae. Gene Ontology annotation, biological process: lipid homeostasis; ceramide biosynthetic process. Gene Ontology annotation, cellular component: endoplasmic reticulum; membrane.